Molecule: messenger RNA, 753 nt
Organism: Magnolia sinica
Lineage: Eukaryota; Viridiplantae; Streptophyta; Magnoliopsida; Magnoliales; Magnoliaceae
Exons: 1
Source: RefSeq, a predicted model, not a curated record
UCCCUGGAUGGCAACAACCCAUCCUGUUUGGACAGGCAUGGGAUUAGGCUUCAAUCCCUGGACGGCUCCCGUAUCCCCACCGCCGAGACCGCGUCCCUCACCCUCCGCUGCGAUCGCAUCGACAAGGAGUCCUCAGAGGUCACCUAUGUCAGCACCGACAACAUCCGUGUAAUUGGGGCCGUCGAUUUCGAGGUGUUCGAGAAGGAGGAUCUGAUCCUCUGCGGGUCGCUCGAGAGGAUGGAGCCGUCGUGGAAGAACGGCGGUGUCGGGUUUAAUCAGCACCAUCAUCAGGCCCUGGACAAUGAUUUAAAGACCGGGUGGAGUAUGGAUUGCUACUCCGCAGCGUCGCUCACAACAGGAUCCUCCGCAUUCUGCCAGCCUAAGCUCGGGAUUUCCUCGCCCUCCAUUGAGGUGUAUGUCGCUGGUUGCUGCUCUGGAUUCCCCCUGAUUCUGACGAAGACGAUUCAUCUGAGUCCAAGGCGGAAGCCUCUGAGGCAAACGACUCUCGACUUUAUACCGAAGGAUGAAGAAACGGGAAGAGAGUAUAGGAGCAUUAAUCGCUUUCUUCGCAAUCUGGAGAGAGAGAGAGAGAGACGAGAUGACAAAGCACUGUGCCGAAUCCAGCAGAAGAAAUCUUAUCCGGCUACCGAAUCCAGCUGGAUCGCUGGUGAAUCCCAUCGGCCUUCAAUCGCUUGCCAGUCGAAACACCUCAGCAACCGUACUCAGCUUCGUUUUCUGUGCACUCCAACCUAA